UCUCCACUUCACCGCAUCCCUGAAAUUCAUAUCUCAGCCGUGCGUUUUGCUUGCUUUGGAGGAUCGGACGGAUGUCGAUAGCGCUGGAAGGGAUCGGACGGUCAGAGUUCGCCGGCGGGAUCGGAUGCUUUCCGGCCGGCGAAUCGCUGGGGACUGGAGGGGAAUCGGUGGUUAAGAAUGAGUUCCGGCCGGCAGAGGAGGUGGAGCAGUCGUGUAGCUCAUCGGUCGGGAAUAACAGUGACUGUUCGGAUUCCGACGGCGGCGAUUCGCCGGAAGUGCAAAGCAAGAUGAAGGGACCGCUGGAGACGAUGGACUCGCUUGAGGAGUCGUUGCCAAUCAGGCGAGGACUCUCAAAAUUCUAUUGCAGCAAAUCCAAGUCCUUCACUAGCCUUGCAGAUGCAAUCUCAUCAAUCUCAUCAGCAAAGGAGCUUGCCAAGCCACAAAAUCCAUACACGCGCAAGCGCAAGAACCUACUCGCAUGCAUUAAAAUGUGGGACAAAAUAGAUGGCAAUAUAUCAAGGCCCGUUAAAGGCGGCAUGCCCAAGAGACCCGCAAAUUCUAAUCGUAGCACUGCAUCACUUACGGCCUCCUCAAGCAGCAGCAUGAGCAACGGCAACAACAGCGAAGAGGAGCAAGAGCCUUAUCUACUACGGCCUCCUCGUUGCCCAAAUGGCAAACAUUUUGCUUCUCGUGAUGAUACCCAUCCCCCAGGGGCAUUCUUGUGCGAUGUAAGAUCAUUCUCGAUGGCAGAUCUACAAAGCAUUGCUUGUUCUACCCCAUCCUAUCACCCACCAUAACUGAAGUGCUUUUUUUUGUUUGUCUUGGCUACUACCUCAUAUUUUUUGUCGCGUGGGUUGUGGUGGCUGAAGGUUUGUGAUGUCAUAGUAUUCAAGAACUCUGUCGAAGGCUAUUUUCUGUAUAUCUGUAUGUGUUGCUUUGUGCAUUGAUAGAGUUUAGACGAAGAUCAUGUUGUACUGUAAAUUAUGAGAGCUUGGUACGUUCAUAAUGUAAUCUUGAAUAAAAUUUUUAUU
Molecule: messenger RNA, 1031 nt
Organism: Dioscorea cayenensis subsp. rotundata (Guinea yam)
Lineage: Eukaryota; Viridiplantae; Streptophyta; Magnoliopsida; Dioscoreales; Dioscoreaceae
Exons: 2
Coding region: 72-797 (241 amino acids)
Source: RefSeq, a predicted model, not a curated record